Sceloporus undulatus (fence lizard) is the source of this 2309-nucleotide messenger RNA. It is a transcript of the gene ELMOD3, whose product is annotated as ELMO domain containing 3. Lineage: Eukaryota; Metazoa; Chordata; Lepidosauria; Squamata; Phrynosomatidae. The transcript is spliced from 10 exons. The coding region runs from base 114 to 1214 and encodes 366 amino acids. The record is from RefSeq and is a predicted model, not a curated record.
CAUACAGCUUCAACAUGUUCUCCUUUUCUUCAUAGAAACAUAGGUGCCUUUGGGACUUUGGGAGGUAACAAUUCAUUCCCUGGUGACUGUGGUUUCGUUGUUUCCAUUAGGGGAUGAACCGAUGCAGCACAGACAACUGCCAGAGUGAAGACCAAGCUGUUACUUAUCCAGGUUACAAAUCUGUGCCUAUAUCUGCCUUGAAGCAGAACGGACUCCUGCAGUCUCUGUCAGCAACACCUAAUGGAUGCAGAGAAGCAGAUGUUAGUGCACAGGUCCUGCAAGCCAGGGAAGAGUGGGAUGCUGUGGCAAAUGUCCAUCCUGGAGGAAUUGUGGAAAAGCCUCUUGGCCCCAUUCCCUUAAUCUCUUUCAAUGAAGCACUGCAGUAUUUUCAGACAGCAGAUCUCUCAGACUGCAGGAAAAAGAUUCGGCCAACAGUUCAAAGAAGAGGACUUGCUGCUUUUGCCCAUUUUCUUUUUGGUCCUCCCCGCCUCCAUCAACAGCUGCAAAACGAGAGGGACUUAGCUCUGGCAAUUGCUCAGUGUGGCUUGGAUAACAACGAAAAGGUGCACAUGCGGAUCCUGCAGACAAUCUACAAGAAAUUAACAAGCUCACGUUUUGAUUGUGCCCGUUAUGGAGCCCAUUGGGAGGACCUGGGAUUUCAAGGGAUGGAUCCUGGCACAGAUCUGCGUGGGACUGGAUUGCUAGGAUUGAUGCAAACACUAUAUUUUGUAAUGGAUUCUCGGAUAUUACCUGUAGCUCGAGAGAUUUUCAAGCUAUCCCAUCAUGAAACACAGAAUUUCCCUUUCUGUGUGAUGUCUGUGAAUAUUACUCGUAUUGUAAUCCAAGUACUGAGAGAAGAACGCCUUUCUAGAGAAUGCAAUCGAAGACAGCAGGUGAUUGCAGUACUAAAUGAUUUGUAUGUGGCCGUAUUUUUACGCCUCUUCAAUAUCUGGAAAACACAACGAAAGACCAUUUCUGACUCUGGCUUUGUUCUUAAAGAACUGGAAGCAUUUGCCAAAAGAAACCCAAAGCAACUGCUAAAACAUUUGGAGAUGUAUAUGAACGGGCAUACUGUUUUGACAGGGGAAGAUGGCUUUCAGGCUCGUUCAUCAGAAGUUCUGGGUUCCAACCUAAAUUCCAUUACCACUGACGAUAAAGAAUUAACAUUUACUGGAGUAGGUGACCUGCCAGCUGAGCAAGAACAAGAGAGCUGAUUUGGAUCCAAGAGGACUCAGCCCGUCUUUGUAUGUGAUUAAUCAACAAAGCCAGUCGAUGUGGUCUCCCAUGGGCUCAGUGGCCCUGCUGCAACAGGUUCGCAGAAGGACUGAAGAGCUUGAAAUGCUGCUAUAGUAGACAUGCAAGGCUUCAGUUUUGGGCCAAAACCAUUAAAUCAGGUAUAGAGGGAGCCUCGGGAUGGAAUCAGGGAUCAAGAGCAAACUGCCUCAUUCUAGAAUGAGGCAAUCUGGACAGGAUCCGUUCAUCCCAGAUUUAUUGCACUAAAGCUAUGAAACCAGCCCUCUUUUGCAGCAGGAGUGUAUAUCUGAUUUUUCUGAAUUCCCAUUGUACCCUGAAAAUAAAAUAUUCUUCCAGUUAUCAGGGUUUAAGAGGACAUCAGUUAAGUGAGCUAAGAAAUCCAUCUUUAUGCAUUUGUGAAUCAGAACUAAAGUGAGCCUUGAACAACUAGAGGCUUGUCAUGGGCCUAGAUUUCCUUCAGUUAGGGUUUUGUGUGGGAAUAUAUGAGGCAAAAAGCUGUUGAAUCCUUUUAUUCCAUCAACUGGGAAACAUCCAUUCUCCGUUGGUGUGUACCUGCUAUGAUGUAUCAACCCACACGUUUAUUUAUUUAUUGGGUCUUUUUAAUGAGCUGUAGUCAACAACCACUAGAUAUCCUGACAUUGCAACUGUCCAACAUAUAUGCUAUUGAGGAUGGUAAUAAAAUCAACUGUGAAAAACUUGCUGUUUAAAAACUUGCCAUAUGUUGGUUGUAACUGUGAACUUAAGCAAUCGGUAGCCUCCAACCAUGUGAUAGAGCCAGUACUGUCCUAGCCCCAUUCUCCCACAAUCUUAGAUUUUUGAGUCGCUGUUGGUGGUCAUUGAGGCUUACCAUGUGACUGGAGGUUUGAAUGUCUAUCUUAUUUGGUGAAAGCUGUGCACAAUGAACUUUUAGACAGAUGCCACAGGAUCUCCCCAUUGAUUCAUUUCUCAUUGUGAUAAUCUCAGUCGGACAUCCUUUCUGGCGUGCCAGCUAUAUGUAAAAAUUCUAGUCCUUGGCUGAUGAGAGGCUUUUCCAUUAAACAUAUUAUAGUCUUCAA